This is a messenger RNA of Octodon degus (degu), 5099 nucleotides long. It is a transcript of the gene Tmem229b, whose product is annotated as transmembrane protein 229B. The transcript is spliced from 3 exons. The record is from RefSeq and is a predicted model, not a curated record. The coding region runs from base 964 to 1482 and encodes 172 amino acids. Lineage: Eukaryota; Metazoa; Chordata; Mammalia; Rodentia; Octodontidae.
CCUCUGCCUUGAAUUUUCUUUCCUGAAGUCACAGCCCUCACAGUAGUGGUGGGAGAAAGAGGCCACCAUCUGUGAGCUGCUGGUUCUUGCUGCUGCAGGCUUCCUUGAGGCUCUGACCCAGGGCUGAGCAAGCAGCUGCAGCCCUGCACUCACCACUCACCCUCUCUGCCCUGCCUGCUUGGCCAGGCCUAGAGAGCUCCUGGACAGCAGGGCAGGCCUGCUCUUGUCCUCACUGUGAGAAGACGGUGUCCAGUACCUGUCUGCUGAGCCAGGGUGAGGGACGAGAGAAAAGGGGAAACAGAACCGCCCCGCCCACCUUGCUCAGCUCAGCCCAGAGCAGAGCCCUCCUGACUCAGCCUGAGGAUCAAGGGCAACCGGUACCUGCCAGCCCACAGGCAUGGGGGGAGCUGCAAUAGUAGAUGAUAGGCAAUUUAGGCCUCGGGGUUUGGGGAUGUUUGUUAGGGGGCAGUUGCGAACUGAUUAAGAGACGCCUACCCUCGUCCUUGUGUUGAAUGUUAACGAUGUGCUGGGCACUGGGCCAGGCCCCGGGGAUACCAUGCUGAACCAGACAGACCAGUCCUUACUCUCGGGAGCUUGGGUUCAAAUGGGGAUGUGGCUCAGGGCCUCUGGCUUGUGACUGGGUGCCUGGUCGUACCACUCGUCAGAGUGGAGUCACAGGAGGCAAACAGGUCAGGGUGAAAGAUAAUGAGUUUGGUUUAGGAAAGAAGUAUGAGGUACCUGGGAGACUUUGAGGGGAGGCGUCCAGGAGAGAGCCAAAUAUAAAGGUGUGGGACGGAGCAGCGAGAGCUGCUUUGCGCUGAAAGCUGUCAGCAUAAUAUAACAGAGUCUUCCAUGAAGAGAGAAUUAGUGGCUAAGAAGAGGCAAGAUAUUCUAAAGAUCACAGCGCGCUAGAGGUGUGUGUGUGGACGUGCCACCGAAGAGGGCGCUUAGGAUCUACAAAGUAUGGAGCAAGCCCCAGCCAGCACCAUGGCUUCUGCCGAGCCCCUGACAGCGCUGUCCCGCUGGUACUUGUACGCCAUCCACGGCUACUUCUGCGAGGUGAUGUUCACAGCGGCCUGGGAGUUUGUGGUGAACUUUAACUGGAAGUUUCCGGGCGUCACGAGCGUGUGGGCGCUCUUCAUCUACGGCACGUCCAUCCUGAUCGUGGAGCGCAUGUACCUGCGCCUGCGGGGCCGCUGCCCACUGCUGCUGCGCUGCCUCAUCUACACACUCUGGACCUACCUGUGGGAAUUCACCACCGGCUUCAUCCUGCGCCAGUUCAAUGCGUGCCCCUGGGAUUACUCGCAGUUCGACUUCGAUUUCAUGGGCCUCAUCACCCUGGAGUACGCCGUGCCCUGGUUUUGUGGGGCCCUCAUAGUGGAGCAGUUCAUCAUCCGCAACACCCUGCGCCUCCGCUUCGACAAGGACGCGGAGCCCGGCGGCCCCGUGGCCCUGGCCAAUGGACAUGUCAAGACUGACUGAGUGGGGGCUGGGCAGGGAGGGCUAGGCGGCUCUUAUGGAGCCCACGGACCAAGAGACCGAGCCGGCAGCGUCGCCCCCUCUAUUUAGCACAAGCCCUGCCCCAGUGGGGCGCAUGUGGCCCCAUCCCUUUCGUGGGGGGCGCUGGUGUCGAGGCCGCAGAGGACCCUGGGAAGGGUCCCUGGAUCUCCACCGCCCAGGGGCUGGCAGUGACCGGGCUGCAUGAUGACUUAGGAGGCCACAGGGCCUGUCCUGACUAGGGGAAGUUGCAAAUGGGGCUGAAGGUGAGAGGCCAGGUCUGCCAAGGCUUUGGGCUGCUGCUGCAGCCCCUCCCUCCCUCUCACCUGGACUUAGCUGGGCUUUGGCUGGUUCCGUUAGGCAAUAUUCAGGUGCUUGCUUGCAACCAAUACCUCCCCGGGGGCCUGCUGAGCUGCAGCCUAAGAGAGACCCUGCAGCCACCGAGCUGCUUGGCAGCAGUGCUGGUCUGCAGGCGCUGGGAACCUUCCCGUGGCUCCUCUCCCCUCCCCCAGGGCCCCACGCUGCUCCCUUGGCCUUCUGGGGGCCCCCGUGGUGCUGGAAUUCCCACCAACCUUGGGCUUUUGGAGGUUUCAGUCCCCGUGUGUUCGGUGGUGUUUCUCCCUUUCUCUUGUUUUUCAAGGCCUUUACCACUAGCAGCCCUUUCAUCCGUCAGUCACCACACCGCCCCAUCCCAGCUCCCUAGGCAAGGCGACUGCAGCCAGGGGCAAACCCUGAGACAGACCCUGCCUGCCUCCUUUCGGCCUCUGCGCCCCUCGCUGGCCUGAUGACUGUGAGGUCCUGAGUUCUGCCUGCCCGGCUCUGAUCUGGUGGGCAGCUUGGUGGUGUCCCCUCCCUGCAAGGACCCGGCUCAGAGCAGAGUAGCCCCAGAGCAUAGCUGGCCCAAGGGGCAAAUCAGUAGUGUAGGGGAAGAGGCAGAGCUCGAGAUCCUGUUCACCCAUCCAGGUUUAAUUUCAAGCCCAUGGGGCAAAGUAGCUCUCUACGGGGUGGAGGAGCAGGCAUCCAGUGUUGGAGAUCCAUGGAGGAUGGGAAAGAAAGACGACCGUGGGAGGCCCUUUGGAGCCUUCCUUAUAGGCAAAAGGAUCCAUGCCGGCUCUGCCACGGGCCAGCUCUGCAGUUAAACCUCAGGGCUGCCCCUCCCCUGCCCAUCCGGGCAAAGCUGACCUUUGAGCUUGCUUCUCAGCGGUUUUACCGCUGCUACACUCAUGGUCAUCAUCAUCUCAGUGGCCGGUCCUUCCCCCAUGACAGAUCCAUUGCUGGCAGUGGAUGACAGAGAACAUCCUCCCUCCAGCCCUUCCUGCUCUACCCCCACCCUCGCACGGAGGGACCCAUCAGAACGUGGACCACCCCAUGGGACAUGGUCUUGCUUUGACCUGACUAGGACUGAGGUAGAAAUUAGCCCUCCCUUUCUUAUAGAUCAUUAAAAAGCGAUAGUACCACCUGUGGAGUGAUCUCUUCCUUGCUGGCUGCUGCACCUGGAGUGCACAGGCUGCACCAGCCAGGAUGGGUAGCAGGUAUGGCCUGCGACAGGAGAAAGGCUCGGACACCCAGUGUCUAAUGGCGUUUUCCUGCUGGUCACUGUGUCAGAGAGGGAGGCUUGGCGUCUUCCCAGCCAGUUUCCUGAGCAGGCUUCUCGAGUGGCUUGCUCCGCCCCCCUUAGGUUGAGGCUUCAGUCAUAGGGCUUGGAGAAGCAUGGGGCAUCAGGCAGAUUGCUUUCCAACUGUAGGUGGGAGGAUUCCCUCCUCCUACUGGGCAAUCUGUUCCUUGGUCCUGUUCCCCCAAGCUUCAUGCUGCCAGUCUCCUGUGCCCAGACAUCCCUCCAAGUCACCCCACUUCAAAUCCCCCUUUUACCACAGAACCCCAUCGCCAGCUUGCUGAGGUCGCCCAGAAAAAGACCUCUUUAACCCACAGCCCCAGUGUGGCCUUCGAUGGCUUGCUGGGUUGUACCACUAUGAUGCUGCCUUUGUGGCCAUUCUUGGGCACCAUGUCGUCUCUGGGCCCCUUUAGUCCCAAGUACAGGGGUUCCCAGAGUGAACGCGCAUGCUUGGCAACGUUCCGCACUGUGGUCCUGCUUCAUCUGGGCACCCUGUUGCCCCUGUGGCCCACCAUAGGGCACAGAGCCCCCUGCUCAGGGAGGCUGCAGCCCGUGGCCUGGCCACAGGGUCUGUAGGGGCGGAUCUCACGAGAAGCAGCCCAGACUUCAAACUCUUGGGUUUCUUGUGAUAUCUACAGAGCCCGAUCCCUCCAUGCCCAGAGCUUGGGUCUGGAGUAGCCCCAGCUUUGCCAGGCUGUGGGGCUGCUGGCAGAGAGUGUGCUGGCUGCUGCUGAGCCCUGGCACCCUGCGCCACUGUGCUGGCCACAGCAGCCCUCGGAGCUGCAGAGUACAGGUGUGCUGCCCUGCAUGGUUCAGCUGCUUUGGACGUCUGCUAGGCUUCCUGUGCCCUGUCCCCUCUUCAGUGCCAGUGAGUCACAAUGGCUCUUGCUUGUUCUUAGCAAUAAUAAUACCUGGAGAGUGCCCACAAUGCCCUUCUGUCCUACUCCUUGCUCUGCAAGGGUCUCCCGGGGAGGCCACUGAUGAGUACUGGGAUAACGUGAGGACCUGGAUUUCUGAAGCUCUGGGCUGUGCAGACACUCACCAGGGCAGGCAGGUAGAUGUGAUGUCAGCCCUUAAGCUGUGAAGAAGGCAGGGAGAAAGCCGUCCACCCUGAAGUUGCCCAGGCCUGGCCAGGCUGCAGGCCUCAGCCUUGAAAUAGGUGGGACUGUCUUCCAACCUGGCGGCUCUUAAGAAAGACACAGGACUGGUUUGUGUGUGCAUUGCCUGCUGUGUCUCCAUUGGUUUCUGUCUCUUUUCAUGUGUGUGCACAUAAAAUAUAAUAGUAUUUGUGUUCCAGGACUGGCUCUGACCCAUCUCAAGGAGUGGGGAAUCCUUUUCCCAGGGGUUCACUGAGACCAGGUCUGUCGUACCCCGGCGUCACACCAUCCUGAACCCGGAGAGCUGCUGCGAGGGGCGGGCAUUGGACACUCCUGACAGUCCUUUUCACUCUUCCCUACUCUGGCCUUGCCAUUGGGGAGCAUAAUCUGGCCCAGCCCUCUUAUCCCCCUCCCCAAGAUGAACACGGAACCCCAGACGGCACGCAGGUUGGACCCACCUGCCCAUGAGAUGAGCCCCUUGUGUACACACUGGUCAUGAUGUGGGACACCUCCCAGGCUGGGGAAGUCUGCAGGAGGCCUGAUAAGGCCAGGGCCCCUUCGUGUGAUGUUGCAAGUGCUGGUGUGAAGAAACAGCUCUGUGCUCCUCCCUGCCCCUCAGCUGUCCCUGCAGAGUCUCUGGUGAGAGAGGAACCUCCCCUGGCUUAUGUACCUCUUCACUGUCCAGCUCUCCUGCCCCCGCUUUCCCACCAUGCCCUUGCCUACUUUCCUACUUUGUGGAAAAAGUGGAGGGCUUAGAAAUUGCCGUCUGUGCAGCUCACCCUGAACCUUCUUGCCACAGCUAAGCUUCAGAACAUGGCACUGUGCUUCAGGUGUUCAUUUCUUUGAAAGCUUUCCUCUUUUAAAAAUGAGUUAAAAUAAAGCCACAACAGUCA